Molecule: messenger RNA, 1711 nt
Organism: Frankliniella occidentalis (western flower thrips)
Lineage: Eukaryota; Metazoa; Arthropoda; Insecta; Thysanoptera; Thripidae
Gene: Vps33B
Product: vacuolar protein sorting-associated protein 33B
Exons: 7
Coding region: 94-1659 (521 amino acids)
Biological process (GO): intracellular protein transport; vesicle-mediated transport
Cellular component (GO): CORVET complex; lysosome
Source: RefSeq, a predicted model, not a curated record
AUCUAUUUUUGUUACAGAAAGCAUGAUGUUGACAAGAUAUUUAAACUAGACAGUAAUGCUCCUCACAGUUCAGUCAACAAUCAACGUAUUUAUAUGAUUAUGUCAGAUCUUAUUUCUGCCAAACGAGUCUGUGACCAAGUAAACGCUGAGCAGAGAAAGGAUCUAGAUUACCACAUGAUUGUUGUACCUCGGAGGCUAGCAGCUAUUGAUCGUCUUCUUGAGGAAGAGGGUUUGUGGGGGAGAGUGAAAAUUUAUAUGUUUCAAUGGGAACCCAUUCAAUUAGAUAUUGGCCUCAUAUCCCUUGAAUUACCCUCCCUAUUUCCUCAAUUGUUUGUUGAUGGUGAUCAAACCCUCCUCCCAGCUGUUGCGAAGUCUUUGUGGUCACUUCAAAUGCUACUUGGGCGAGCCCAAGUAACCAUGACUUUUGGAAAAAAUGCCAGACAAGUGCAAUCCAUGACUGAAGUUCUCAUGAGCCAACUUGGUGAAUCAGAUAGGCCACAAACUGACAUAGGUUGUGUGGUCUUGGUAGAUCGAGAUGUUGACUACGCUGCAGCUCUUUUAACCCCUGCGACCUACACAAGUUUAAUGGAUGAAGUUCUUGGUAUUCGGAGUGGGGUUGUUGAACUCCCAAAGUCAGACAGUAAAGCUGGUGAAAAAUCUACAAUGGGUCACAUGCUGAGCAGUGAGGAUGAAAUUUACAAUCAAAUCAAAAAUCGCCAUUUUUCUGAUGUAUUUUCCUUCCUCUCUCUGAAAGCAAAACAAUUUUCUAAUGAGUAUGACCACAGCAAAAAAAUGGCUCUACAUGAAAUGAAACAAUAUGUUUCUUCAAAGCUGAAGGCUGACAUGGCUCGAAAAAGGGCUCUUGCAAUGCACAUUGCAGGAUGUGAGGCUGUGAUAACGGCUAUUGGUUCAAGAUUUGAAAGCCUUCAAGAUAUGGAGCAAAAUAUGCUAGAAGGAAUAAAUCGCCGUAGUGUACAGACAUUCAUCGAAGAAAAUUUGGUGACUGGUGGUGGAGGAAAGCUGGCCAAUCUGAGACUAAUGUGUUUAUUUUCUCUUACACAAGAUGGGUUGUUCUCCGAGGAUGCAUGGUCACUCAAAACUCAAUUCCUACAUGCCUAUGGUUACCAACUUCUUCCAGGCCUUCAUAAUUUAGAGAACCUUGGACUUCUGACAUCAUCCACUGGUAGUUUAGGAUCAGGACUUGUGACAGGAUCUGUUAGUGAUGCCACUGGUAGACUUGCUAAUAAAGUAGCACAAGUUGUCUCGCUACCUAAAAGAUCAUCCUUUCAGGUGUUACGUCAGAAAUUGAAGUUAUUCUCAGCAAAUAGAGAUGAUUUAAAUUUGAAACAACCCACUGACAUGAGCUAUGUUUAUGGAGGUGCAUAUGUUCCAAUUAUAUGUCAAUUGGUUCAUAUGUUAAUAAAAAAGGAGAUUAGCUUUGACGACAUAGUUAAUCAGCUCAUGCCUGGGUCAACUGUGACUCCGACUAAAGCUUCUACAGAUUUUAUUCCUCGUUCAUUUCUCAUUUAUUUUAUUGGAGGUGUAACCUAUGCAGAAGUUGCUGCUUUUCAGCUUCUUGAAAAAUUGACUGGUACAAGAAUUAUUGUUGCAAGCACAUCUGUUGUCAAUGGAAGCAGUCUAAUCGACAGUGUGCUAUAAUUUGUUUGUUUUAUGUCAUUACAAAAAAUAUAUCUUUAUUUACUUGUUUUAA